GGGUGUUUGCUUCAGAUUCCAGUCGGAGAAGGAAACAGGGGAUCGGAAUUAUGCCAUUGGCUAUUAUCUCAAGGAAAAGAAGUGCUUUCCUAAGGGGGUGGACAUGAUGGCUGCCCUUGAUCUCUACUUCCAGCUGUGCUCUGUGGAGGUCACUUGUGAAUCAGGCAGUGUCAUGGCAGCCACCCUCGCCAAUGGUGGGAUCUGCCCCAUCACAGGCGAGAGUGUGCUGAGUGCUGAAGCAGUGCGCAACACCCUCAGCCUCAUGCAUUCCUGUGGCAUGUAUGACUUCUCUGGCCAGUUUGCCUUCCACGUGGGCCUGCCAGCCAAGUCAGCUGUAUCAGGAGCCAUCCUCCUGGUGGUACCCAAUGUCAUGGGAAUGAUGUGCCUGUCACCCCCAUUGGACAAGCUGGGGAAUAGCUAUAGGGGGACCAACUUCUGCCAGAAGUUGGUGUCUCUCUUCAAUUUCCACAACUAUGACAACCUGAGGCACUGUGCUCGGAAGUUAGACCCACGGCGUGAAGGCGGAGAAGUUCGGAACAAGACUGUGGUCAACCUGUUAUUUGCGGCCUACAGUGGUGAUGUCUCAGCUCUUCGAAGGUUUGCCUUGUCAGCCAUGAAUAUGGAACAGAAAGACUAUGACUCACGCACAGCUCUGCAUAUUGCUGCAGCUGAAGGACACAUCGAAGUUGUUAAAUUCCUGAUCGAGGCUUGCAAAGUGAAUCCUUUUGUCAAGGACAGAUGGGGCAACAUUCCCCUGGAUGAUGCUGUGCAGUUCAACCAUCUGGAGGUGGUCAAACUGCUUCAAGAUUACCAGGAUUCCUACACACUCUCUGACACUCAGGCUGAGGCAGCAGCUGAGGCCCUGUCUAAAGAGAACUUAGAAAGCAUGGUAUGAGCACAGGUCAUGGAGAGCCCCUGCUCAAGAAAAAGCACGAGCUGGCCACACAUGUAAUCCAUAACCACCAAAAAUGCUAUGGAGAGCUACACUGCUUCAGUGAGGACCAAGCAGUCAUGUGUGACUUAGGCUAGUGCUUUCUAUGAGAGUCAAAAUACCCCAUUCCCUCAGCAGACAGAGUACAGAAAAGGGCCUCAGUAGAUACCUGCAGUAGAGCUAUCCAGAGAGAAUGGGCUUCAAGGUACAGCCUAAUGGCUUGCCCCACUCAAAACCAUCCCAGCUCUUCAUCCAGGUCUCCUCUUCCUCUCCCUGAAGAAACCGUCAUGAGAGAGACAUUCUGGUGGAGGGACUCUAGCUACCAUGCACAUGUAUAUAUCCACAGAAUAUGGGAAGUGGAAAUGGCUAUGUACAUGGCUUUAGUAGUCUAGAGAGAUCUACUCUCCUUGGCCAGGACAUGCUGCUGCUACUGCUAACAGACAAUUUUAUAGACAGAGAAAGUAUUUUGUGUUCAAAUAAACUUUAAUUAUCAAAU
Messenger RNA from Piliocolobus tephrosceles (Ugandan red Colobus), 1427 nucleotides. RefSeq names its product glutaminase 2 (gene GLS2). Gene Ontology annotation, molecular function: glutaminase activity; protein binding. The record is from RefSeq and is a predicted model, not a curated record. Gene Ontology annotation, biological process: L-glutamine catabolic process. NCBI's taxonomy places the organism in Eukaryota, Metazoa, Chordata, Mammalia, Primates, Cercopithecidae. The transcript has 9 exons. Bases 104 to 895 code for a protein of 263 amino acids.